AUGACGAUAGCAACAACAGUAACAAAAACAAUAACAAUAACGACAAUGACAACAACAACAGCAAUGACAGCAAUAGCAACAAUAGCAAUAAUAGCAACAACAACAACAAUAACAGUAAUAACAACAAUAACAGUGGCAAUAGCAAUAAUAGCAACAACACCAAUUGUUGCAUAA
Messenger RNA from Loa loa (African eye worm), 174 nucleotides. RefSeq lists its product as hypothetical. The coding region runs from base 1 to 174 and encodes 57 amino acids. The record is from RefSeq and is a predicted model, not a curated record. The transcript has a single exon. Lineage: Eukaryota; Metazoa; Nematoda; Chromadorea; Rhabditida; Onchocercidae.